Molecule: messenger RNA, 12472 nt
Organism: Panthera uncia (snow leopard)
Lineage: Eukaryota; Metazoa; Chordata; Mammalia; Carnivora; Felidae
Gene: ZNF827
Product: zinc finger protein 827
Exons: 14
Coding region: 9103-12369 (1088 amino acids)
Biological process (GO): regulation of gene expression
Cellular component (GO): nucleus
Source: RefSeq, a predicted model, not a curated record
CCUAGAGACUAGCCAUAUGGACUAAAUCUCCAAGGCUUUACCAUCUCUAAAGUAAUUCAGACAACAAAUUCAAAAUCGGCAAAUAGAGUUAUAGUUCUUGGUCUCCUACAGAUCCAUUGUGCAGUCUGAGAAAGUUACCCUCUGUGUUUAGCUUUUCUGUCUGAAGUGCGGGUAAUAGGAUUAGUACUGUCUAUUUUCCGACGGUAAUGAUCGUAACAAUGAUAGCCGCCCUUUACUGAGCUCUUGACACUGUGCUAGAUACUUUUCAUACAUCCUUGCUUCUCCAGAGCAGCUGGGAACACAGAGAAUCGAUGUUCCUCAGUGGUUUGUGAAGCACAGCCCUGCAGUAUUUAGUAAGAACAAGUACAGCUCUAGGACAGAGUAGAAUGUGGAAUUCCCUUGAAAUGUUAAGCAAAGAGUCCAAGAAAUCUGGGACUUUCUGGAGGGGGCUUCAGCUGUGGCCCCGAGUUACCUUGGGAUGCUGUGCUCGUUUCUUGGCCACUAGGGAGACUGUUGGAAAAGUUUGCAAAACACUCUCUUUUCCCUAUUUCAUGUUUGACUCACAUCAGAAAAACAGGAUUAUCAUUUGUAAUUUUGAAAAUUGUUCUCAUUUCCAGUACUGAUAAGUGCUGCCUUUCUGAUUGUUAAGCGCAUCAUCUUUCUCAUUCAUACAUUUGACAAACAAUAGCUGAACACCUGCUCUGUGCCAUGUGCUAUGUGCUGAGCACAUAGCAAAGAAAACGAAGUCCUCUCUCUCAUGGAGCUUCUCUUCUAAUAAACAGUGAUGCUUUGAGGGGAGGCCCGAGGAAGUCAAGGAGUCAGCCGUGUGGCUAUUUGGGGGGGAUUUUGCUCUUUAUUUAUUAUUUAUUAGCAAGGCAGAGUAGUAGGGGAUGAGGUCUGAAGGAUACAGAUUAUGGAGGCCCUGAGGGCAAGGGAAGGGUUUUGGAUUUUAUUCCGAGAAACAUGAGAAGCCAUUUUGGAGGCUUCUAGGAUGGGGGUAAUGGAGUGUGACAUAUAUUUUUAAAAGCUUACUCCGGCUGCUGGCUGAGCACAGCGGGGCAAGAAUCGGAAGUGAGGAGACCAGCUGGAAGACUACUGCCACAGUCCAGGCCAAGGACGGCAGUGUUGUAUACCAGGGUGGGAACGGUAGACGUGGUAAAAAGUGGCAAGAUUUGGGAUGUAUAUGGAAGGUGGGACCAGUGGAAUCUACAAAUGAGUUCGAUGAGGACUUGAGAGAAAGGGAAGCGUCAAGGCAAGCUGCGGGGGUUUUGGUCUAAGCAAUCUUAGGGAGGAGUUGCCAUUCAUGUUGUGACGGGCAGUUUGAUGGUCACCGGAAGGUCUGGCACCUUUAUAUGAAAAUCCUGAAAGCAGCUCCCCUACCGUUUGCAGCUCCCUUUGCAGAUAAAGAGCCGUGCGUUCCUUUGUGUUACCUUUGUUUUACUCGUGGACAUCUGCAACUAUAAUUUAAAACCACUCCUGUGUGCACAAUGUUCGUCUUGACCCAGAGGGCCUCUCCGUGCCAUCUCAGUCUGUCGACUCUUAUCCUCUCCAGACUUCCUCCCAUUUCCCAGUGCCCUGGCAGCACCUCUUCCCCAGCUGGACUGGUGACAGGAGUCUGGUCGUCUUCUCCACCCUGGCCGUUUUAAAUAACUAGCAGUUCUUAAAUUUUCUCCCUGGCCAUGCUGACAGCGGUUGGGUACCCUGGGCAUCGGUGUUUUGAUAACCGUGAUCUCUGAGGCUUUGUCCCCCGGGGCCAAUGGCCGGCCCAUGCGUUUCACUCGCACUGUGGCCUCGGAGCCCUGAAUCCCAGAGUGCUCCCUCUGUGCCGGGCACACCUGGUGUGGGGCAUGUGCUAAGGCGUUUAGGCUCCAAAGGGACAGUGUAAAAACUGGCAGGUAAAACUGGCCUACAUGAGGAUAUGUUUUAUGCUUAAAAUCAUAAAAUUGGUUCAUAACAGCCUGAUGUGCAGCAUACUAAACCUUUAUUAAACAUUAUAGGGGUCAUCGUUUUUGUCUUCCCAGUGUCUCUUCCCUCUCCUUUCUUCUGUGACCCACAUUAAGUCAAUUGUAGAACCCCCGCCCUCUGGCUUCAGUGGUAAGUCUGGAGAAGGGAAUAGGACCUCCAACAGGCUGAUGAGAGGGGAAAGACCUUUCUCUGGUGGUAAGUCGUUGAGAGGGAAAACCCAGAACCUGUGUGGCCAAGUUGGCAGCCUCCAGGGAAAGGUGGCCUGAGAGGACAAGGCUAGCCUCUGAGAAGAGAUGAAAAGCAGUGAGAGAGUGCCCCGAUAGUGCACUGCCCUCCUCUCAGAUGCCGGCUCCACUGUGCCCCUCCGUGUGUUUGCGUAAGGGACUGGGAAUCGCACCUGUCACUUCUUGCGGUCCUGGUUGUCACUACAACCACAGGUGCCCUGGUACCCCUACUAGGAUCAGGGCAUCCAGCAGGAAUACAAAAAUGACUCACCUGUGGCCCUGCCUCAGGCAUUUAUAAUCUAAUGGUUUGAUUUCAAAACCAGUGGGUGUGGUAAGAAAAUUGGUAAAAUCUGCCCUUUCACAAAUCAAUAGAUGGUCAGUUUUUAAAAUGUGAAGAAUGCAGAAAAAAAAAAUUAUUAGGUUUUAGUCACCUGAAUGUUAGCAAACCCUCCUAUACAUGAAUUUCCAGUGUCAUCUGUUAAAAUCAUCUUCAUUCCUUCAAGGUCCAUUUCCAAAGCCAUGUGCACCACUGGAAUUAAUUUAUGCACAAACAACCCUUGCUCGGUUGCUCUGUUUUAACACCAGGCUUUUGCACUUCGUAUACUUGUGUAACCCUCACUCCCUGUCGACUGCAGCAGUUGGGCAAGACACUGUUGCGUCUUUGAAGCUCUCUGUUGCAGAGAACAGCUCCCCGAACAUAGUAAAUGCUCAUAUUUGUUAAAUUAAGUCAGUCAUCAGCAUUGGUUUUGCUAAUAACUCCUGUAUACAGGUCCUUAAACCUUACAAACCACUUUUGUAUAAAAUUGCAUGGAAAAAUUGGUUGUCUAGUACUAGAUAAUUGCAAGUGAUAUUACUAAUAGGGUGAUAUUACUAAUAGAGAUGUGUGACCUUAGAAUUAAGUAUACGGGUGCCUGGGUGGCUCAGUCAGUUAAGCAUCUGAUUCUUGAUUGCAGUUCGGGUCAUGAUCUCACGGUUCCUGAGUUCCAUCCCCGUGUCAAGCCCCACGUCAAGCCCCAAGUAGGGCUCUGUGCUGCUGACUCUGCGGAACCUGCUUGAGAUUCUCUUUCUUUCCCUUUCUCUGCCCUCUCGUACUCUCCCUCUCUCUCUCUCUCUCUCUCUCAUAAAUAAAUAAUCUUUUAAAAAAUUAAGUGAAAUAUUUAGCUAUAAAUGUAUGCUAGCUGGAAAGGAAGAACACUGGGAAGAUUUUUAGAUGCAAAUGAGCCAGAGGGUUAGUUAGGUACUAGGUGAAGACACCUGUUGUCACAAGAAGAAGGUGUUGACUACGGCAGGACUCACCAUGAGUCGUAAGAGGUGAAACUUUGUUCUUUUCAAAACCUGCUGGUAAGAUUCAUGUGGAGCCACUGGUGGGAUGAGUUGCGGGUAGAUUAAGAAAUGGGGCUUUUGGAUCUCCAUCUCCGCUUACUUUAACCACAGCCAAAAGGCAUAAAAAUUAAUAGGUAUCUCUUUCUUGCAUUCUUUUUUCUCUUUUCGCUCCCUAUCUUUCUGAUCGAGGAUCUUCUGAGUUGAGUAUUUGUCCAAUUAAAUGCAUCUGAUUAAAACUGUCAAACUGAAAAGGAAGUGAGUUGGAAAAAAACGCAGCCAGAGUUGCAGAUAUUGAGUUACCGGUUUUCUGCUUGAGAACUGAAUUAUAAAUAAAUGUGUUAGGUAGUGGAAUUUUGUUUUGUUUUCCCCAAAGGAGAAAUAUUCACCACAUGGAAACAAAAUUUAUUCAGCAUAUUUUCGUUCCGUAAUUGUACCACUUCUAUUCUUAAUUCUUUGAGUUGAUGAUUUAAAGUGAAAAACACAAAAACAGACUGUUGUGUAAAAUUGACAGGAAUGAGUGUGAACCUGGCUGUCAGAGACAUAGGUUGUUGUAAAAUUAGCAAUGGAAAUAGCUUCCUAUUCUGGAGGUUAAAAAUAAUGUAUUUACAAGGAAGUUAUUUACAUUGGCCGUUUAGAGGCUUCCCCUGGGAGCCUUAGUUAGGAAAGCUGUGAAAUCCACAGUCCAUGUGCUCAGGAAGCGUUUCCGGGACCGCAGCAUGUGGGGUGCUCAGAGAUUACGUGCCAUGAUUCUGUGCUCCUGACGGACAGGAAAAUGGAGCUGUCUCGCUGCCCAGGGGCUUCUCGAAUUGUGAAAGAGAGUCAAAAGUCAAGCCUGGCUUCUUGUAAAGUUUGUGGUGUCCAACAAGUUAAUCUCCUAGAUUGCCAGAAUGCUUUGUUUUGAGCUUCUCCAAUGAGAAUCUUUUCUCAUAAUGUGGUGUGAAAGGUGCUACGGGCUCCUGCACACCCCGCCGAAGGGGAGCUCCCCGUAACUGGACCGAUGCAGCCUUCAAGGACAUCUCCUGGAUGAAUUCAGAUGUGAAAUACAGAGCAGCCCAGCAGGGGGAGGAGAAUUAAUAUUUGUGGGAGAAAAUCCUUGUCGCUGCUGUUUUGAGCUGAAAGCAUAUUUGUUUGAGCCGCUUAUGAUUUUUCUCCAACCUCUGCAGGUCUCCACUUCUCUUGCAUUCAUGUCUCUGAAAGCUUCCCCCACUUUCUGCUUGACCUCAGGUGAUGCCAGAAUAAUUUCAAAAAUGUUUCUUUUCGGGUUUCUGGUCUGGCUCCUCCUCGGCUAUGUGCGUUGAAAUUAUUUGGUGAUUUAUUACUUGAAUAGUCUCAAUUUUAGUAGCAGCAUCUUCAGAAAAGUGAUGAAUAGAGUAUUGCGAGUUAAAAAAUACUCUACAUAUCCGAGUUUUCUUGCAGUCAGGAAGAGAGUGUAUCUAGGUGGUCACGUCCGCAAAGAACCGGGAAUGGGUUGGUUAAGAAACAUCCAGCUAUUUUAGAGGCCAUAAAAUGGUCCGUUUAAGGGAUGCUUGGUUUGCUUGUUGGGCGCUUAUGUUUUGGCAAGGUUGGGAAAGUUUCUCUAAACGUAGAUAUCAACUGUUUGUAUCAUUCAAGAAUGUUCGGAUCUCCUGAUCACUGCUUGGUAGGAUUAGAGCCUGAAUGGACAGCUUUAGUUUUGUUUUUGUUUUUGUUUUUGUUUAAUUUUUUAAAAAUGUUUUUAUUUAUUUUUGAAGGAGAGAGAGACCGAGCGUGAGCAGGGGAGGAGCAGAGAGAGAGGGAGACACAGAAUUUGAAGCAGGCUCCAGGCUCUGAGCUGUCAGCACAGACCCCAGUGUGGGGCUCAAACUCCCAAACUGUGAGAUCAUGACCUAAGCCAAAGUCUGAAGCUUAGCCGACUGAGCCACCCAGGUGCCCCAGGACGGCUUUAGUUUUUGAUGCACUCACCAGCCUCAGUACUUUUGGAGGGGGAACUAGUCUUGCUCACUGAGGGUGUGGAGGGGGUAGGAAAUUAAGCUAUGCCUUUGGGGCUUUGCCAGUAGAAGUGCUGAAUUUUAGAGGCGGUUGAAUCAGCUUUUGAUCACCAACAAAGAAGUUGCCUGGAAGGAAUGGAGAGAUUAGAAUAUGGGAAUGAUGGAUUCUUACCUCUGAAUGGUUUAUCCUAAGAUAAGGAGUGAUUACUGUCCUUAUCUAUGAGAAUUCUCUUGCUGAUUUCUGUUUCUAGAGCGUGGAGGCCUGGAUGACCAGGAGUAGGAGGGCAGCAGUUUCUGACAACUAGAAGUUGCCAUUCAGAGGGCAUCUGGCGGGCGGUGCAUUGGAGCUUUGCAGAGAAGCACUGGGCCAGUUGUUGUGUGAUUUGGGUUCUUGGUUCUGGCAUUAACAGUAGGUAGCUAUGUGCUUUUGAUCUCACCAGGAUAUUCCCUCAGAAUAUGUAAUAGUCUCAGUAAAAUGACGAGCUGGGACAUGUGGCUAUGAAUUUUUGUGGUUCUCAAAACCCUGCUUUCAGGCACCUUGUUAACUGACACCACAUUGGUUCUGGACCAGUCUUGACUAUCUGGAGCUACUCUAGUGUGACAAAAAUAUCAUCUGCAAGUACUCACUUUUGAAUCAUUUGUUUUCCUACGUUCUUUCAGUGAGCGUCAAUAAAGAUCAGAGAAGAAAUUCUUUGAGACACUCAACUGUUCUUAUUGUAGUGAUUCUUUUAUUUCUCUUACUAUUUACAGGAUCGUUCCCAUGUGAUUUUUCUGAAGGAUAAGAUAUUUAAACUGAAAUCAAGAAAGGUGGCUUACCAAAGGGACACAAAAUUAGCCCUCUUGUUGAAAUGGAUGUUGACUACUUGAUGUUUGGUAAAAAAAAAAAAAAACAAAAAAAAAAAAAAAACAAAAAAAAAAAAACAUCUCUUGGAGAAGCCAGUGGGGAGAUGAGUAGUUUAGGGUCUUGCUGGUUUCAGCGAAGGUGACAAAUGUUGAAAUGGAGUGGGAAGAAGGAAAUGUGGCAAAUCACAAGGAACCAGACUGUUUUUAACAGAGAAAAUUCAAUUUUAUCUGCCUUUUUUCAGCAAAUUCCAUUUGAUAUUUUACAUUUUCUUGAUAAUUUAAUAAAGAAUCUCAGGAAGGAGUCAUGGAACUUUAGCUUAGUGAAAGAGAAUUUGUCAUUUGUGACAUUUCUUCUCUAAAUAGCAUGGGAAGAUCAAUGUAUCAGCUUGUAGCUCAUGCAUUACUAGUUCAACUACUUCUAUUCAGAAAAGAAACACCAUAUCAUAUAGCAAAACUUGGCACAAUGGGAAAUUUUAGCUCAAUUCCUAAACAUUCAUUGAACUCCGCUGGGGUCCGGGCAUCGUGUUAGGCACAGUGGGGGAUGUGUGGAUGAUAGAACAUGAUCCCUGCCUUCAAGAAACACCACCGCUUACGUUUUAGAAGAUAAGUCUAUAGUAGAUAAUUUAGAGUGAUGUAAAAUCAGUGUAAACAGAACAUGGGAACGUUGGCUCUGCAUUCAAAAGAUGCACAGAACGUUGCUGCUUCUCACCGCUGGCAGUCACCUCGAGCUGAGCUACUGUCAUCCCUCACCUGGGUUCCAGCCUCCUGGCUGGUCUCCCUGCUUCCACCCUGUGUCUGUAGCCUCUUUUCCACACAGAGGCCAGAACAGCCCUUUGGAAAUGUAAGUCACAUCAGGGGUGCCUGGGUGGCUCAGUUAGUUAAGUGUCUGACUUGAACCUACUUCAUGAUCUUGCCAUUCCCAAGUUCGAGCCCCGAGUUGGGCUCUGUGCCGACAGCUCAGAGCCUGGAGCCUGCUUCAGAUUCUGUGUCUCCCUCUCUCUGCCCCUUCCCGCCCCCCUCAAAAAUAAAUAAACAUUUAAAAAAUUAAAAAAAGAAAGAAAAUGUAAGCCAUAUCAUAUCAAAGCCCUCUGGUAGUUCCCAGUUUCACCAGAUGCAAAAGACCUUUCCACAGUUUACAGUGUUCUGCAGGUCUGCAUAGCCUCACUGGUUCACAACACACACCCAUCCUCGCUCCCUCCCCUCCCUCUCUUUCUCUGAUGUUACUUCUCUGACUUCCUCUCCUUCUGCUCUGACCCCUACUCACCGCACUCUACCCACACUAGCCUCCUCGCUGGGCCACGGACACGUGUUUCCACAUCAGGGCCUUUACAGUGACUCCCUCUGCAUGGAACGCUCUCCCAGAGGGAGCUGAAUGAACAACUGCUCAUUUCUUUCAAGUCUUUGCUCAAAUGUCACCACCUCAGUGAGGCCCCAUAUGCCCAUCCUAUUUAAGAUGGCAAGUUUCCUCCUACCUGUUACCCCCCCAUCCUCCUUGUCCUGCUUUGUAUCUUUUCCCAUAGCACUUCCCAACCUCUGGCUUACUGUAUGACUUACUAGUUUUUAAAUUUUGUGUGCCAUCUUCCUCUCCUGGGAUAUGAAGCUCCACGAAGGCAGGAUUUUCGUUCAGUGUGGUUCAGUCUAGAAUGAUCUAGAACAAUGCCUGGCAUGCCACAGAUACUCCACAAUUGUUUGUUGGAUAAGUGAAUGAAUGAGAAAGGAGAGAUUAAUUCUGAGAGUUCCGGGGAGAAUCACAAGGAAGAAAAUUUUGAGCUGGCAGGUGAAGGAUAAAUAGUCAGGUUUUCUGAGGAAAGACAUUCCUGAUGGAAGGACUAUCUUGAGCAAAGGUAGAACAAUGACAGAGCUCAUGGGUGCUCUUGGAAUGGCUGGGAGUCCCAACGGAGCGGUGCUUUGCGGGCAGUCAGUGUGGCAGUGGUGGAAAGAAAAAUUAAUGGACGGAAAAUAAUUAAAGGAGACUCUUAGUGGAGUGAGGAGACAAAUUCUUAAUCAUUGCCUGUGAUAAGAUGGCAGGCAUGUUGGUAAUCGGAAUCCAGGACUCUCAAAGAAGUAACAUGCAUAACAUGGGAAAUGCUGUCACUUUAAGAAAUCGGUAAUGUGAGCAGUGUUUGCGAAUGAGAUCUGAUUUUUAUAUAGUUCUUGCCUGUUUGCAAAUCACAGUCACAUGCUUAUUGUGAUUUAAGCUUCAUAACAAUUGGAUGCAGUUGUAAUAUCUAACAGGCAGGUAGUAUUUACAUCGUUGGAUGAACUUUUCAAAAAAAGUCAGUUGCCUCUUCUAUCAAACCAGCUAAGCGACUUGCCUGAGGUCAUGGAAUCAGAAAGUGGGGAAGCGGCUUCCCACUGUCUUGUGCCUCACAGACAACAUUUUCCCACCCUGCCAGGCUGCCUCUCUAAUUCUGAUGCGACACUAAAGAUAUCAUGCCGGUUUCUUUUUUCUUUUUUUUUUUUUAACAAGGGAACGUGUUUCUUUCCAUUUCCCCCACCACUGAGAAUAGCAGUCUCUUCAUGCAGUUACUUCUCUCCCAGAUCCAUUUUUCUCUCUCCCUCUUUUCCAUUUCAAUUUGUCUGGAAUAAUUAUAGAAAGAUGAAUAUGUUUCGUAGGUGGGUGUGUUUUUACCUUUGCCUGUUUAGUAUUUUACCUUCUCUCAGAAGGCUUCUGCCAAGACUGUCUGACUCAGCACCUGACAUUCUGGUAAGGUUGCUGCUGUCUCUCUUGUGGUUCUUGGGGCGAGGGGAAGAGAAAGCAUGUGAACAACUCCGUUUGAAUGUCUUCAGACUUGCUUGUUGCCCACUGGGGAGUAAACUUGAUCUUCUUAAUUCCCCCAGAUGUUAGUAGGCUGGAAGAGGCGGAGGGAGAACUCAGUGAAGGAGAGCACUGGUAUGGAAACUCUUCAGAGACUCCGUCAGAAGCAUCCUAUGGAGAAGUCCAGGAGAACUAUAAGCUGUCUCUGGAGGACCGGAUCCAAGAGCAGUCCACUUCCCCUGACACCUCCUUGGGAAGUGCCACUCCCAGCAGUCACACGUUGGAGCUGGUGGGACUUGACGGUGAGGUCCUGAGAGACUCACUGCAGUGUCAAGAUCACCUCUCCCCUGGCGUGUCUUCUUUGUGUGAGGAUGACCCCCCAGGCUCCACUAAGCCCUUGAGCAGCAACCUGAGGCGGCUGCUGGAGGCUGGCUCCCUCAAACUCGAUGCCACCGCCACGGCCAAUGGCAGGGUGGAGUCCCCAGUGAACGUGGGCUCGAACCUCUCCUUUUCCCCACCGUCCCACCAUGCCCAGCAGCUCAGUGUUCUUGCCAGGAAGUUGGCUGAGAAGCAGGAACAGAAUGACCAAUACGCUCCAAGUAACCGUUUUAUAUGGAAUCAAGGUAAGUGGUUGUCAAACUCAACCACCACCUGCGGCUUGUCUCCGGAUUCAGCCAUCCUCAAACUGAAAGCCGCAGCCAAUGCCGUUCUGCAGGACAAAUCUCUCACCAGGACUGAGGAGACCAUGCGAUUUGAGUCCUUUUCCUCCCCUUUUAGCUCCCAGUCUGCCAGUUCCACGCUGGCAGCCUUAUCCAAGAAAGUCAGUGAGAGAAGCUUGACUCCCGGUCAGGAACACCCACCCCCGGCCAGCUCUUUCCUUUCCCUGGCUUCCAUGACCUCCUCGGCGGCCCUUCUGAAAGAGGUAGCAGCAAGGGCUGCUGGGAGUCUUCUGGCUGAGAAAUCAUCACUGGUGCCUGAGGACCCUCUACCGCCACCGCCUUCAGAGAAGAAGCAAGAGAAAGUAACCCCACCACCCCCGCCACCGCCUCCACCACCUCCGCCACCACCACCACAGUCCUUGGAAUUAUUGUUACUCCCAGUUCCUAAGGGAAGAGUUUCUAAACCCUCCAGCUCAGCCUCAGAAGAGGAAAGCGGGAAGCCUUUCCAGUGUCCGAUAUGUGGUUUGGUUAUAAAAAGGAAGAGUUACUGGAAGCGGCACAUGGUGAUCCACACAGGUUUAAAAAGUCACCAGUGUCCGCUCUGUCCAUUCCGGUGUGCUCGCAAGGACAAUCUCAAAUCCCACAUGAAGGUUCAUCAGCACCAGGACCGGGGAGAGACCUUUCAGUGCCAGCUAUGCCCUUUUACCUCCUCACGCCACUUCAGCCUGAAACUCCACAUGCGUUGCCAUCAGCAUUUCCUGAGGACAGAAGCCAAGGUGAAGGAGGAGAUCCCAGACCCAGAUGUCAAGGGAUCUCCCCACCUCAGUGACAGUGCCUGCCUGGGGCAGCAAAGGGAAGGAGGAGGGACAGAGCUAGUGGGGACCAUGAUGACGUCCAACACUCCAGAGAGGACUAGCCAGGGUGGGGCUGGCGUCUCGCCUUUGCUGGUGAAGGAGGAACCCAAGGAAGAUAACGGCCUGCCAACCUCCUUUACUCUGAAUGCUGCCGACAGGCCGGCCAACCACACAAAGCUGAAAGACCCCUCCGAGUAUGUGGCCAACAGUGCGUCAGCAUUGUUCAGCCAGGACAUCUCUGUUAAGAUGGCGUCUGAUUUUCUCAUGAAGCUGUCAGCUGCGAAUCAGAAGGAGCCCAUGAAUCUUAAUUUUAAAGUGAAAGAGGAGCCGAAGGAAGAAGAGGCCUUAAGUGCCGCUUUGCCUCGGUCCAGCUAUGUGUUCAGCCCGGAAUCUGAAGUGUCAGCCCCAAGCAUCGCUGAGGACACCCUUAAGCCCCAGGAGGGGAAGGGGAACGUGCUAAGGCCGGAUAUGUCAGUCAAAGCAGCGUCCGAACUUCUCAUGAAACUAUCAGCGGAAAGCUACAAGGAAACUCAGAUGGUGAAGAUUAAAGAGGAGCCCAUGGAGGUUGACAUCCAGGACUCGCAUGUCUCGGUAUCACCCAGCCGGAAUGUUGGCUAUAGCACUUUAAUCGGGCGAGAGAAAGCCGAACCCUUACAGAAGAUGCCAGAGGGCAGAGUGCCCCCAGAGAGAAACCUCUUCAGUCAGGAUAUCUCUGUGAAGAUGGCUUCCGAGCUUCUCUUUCAACUGUCAGAAAAAGUGAGCAAAGAGAACAAUCACACAAAAGAAAACACCAUUCGGACGACCACCAGCCCUUUCUUUUCAGAAGAUACAUUUAGACAAUCACCAUUCACCUCUAAUUCGAAAGACCUGCUGCCCAGUGACUCUGUGCUUCACGGAAGAAUAUCAGCGCCAGAAACAGAAAAGAUAGUACUAGAGGCAGGAAACGGAUUGCCAUCCUGGAAAUUCAAUGACCAGCUUUUUCCCUGUGAUGUGUGUGGGAAAGUGUUUGGCCGACAGCAGACGUUGUCCCGACAUCUCUCGCUGCACACAGAGGAAAGAAAAUACAAAUGCCACUUGUGCCCCUAUGCUGCUAAGUGCCGUGCGAACCUGAACCAGCACCUGACCGUCCAUUCGGUGAAGCUGGUGAGUACGGACACUGAGGACAUUGUCAGCGCCGUCACCUCUGAAGGCAGUGAUGGGAAGAAGCACCCUUAUUAUUACAGCUGUCACGUGUGUGGAUUUGAGACCGAGCUCAAUGUCCAGUUUGUCAGCCACAUGUCACUCCACGUGGACAAGGAGCAAUGGAUGUUUUCCAUCUGCUGCACCGCCUGUGACUUUGUCACCAUGGAGGAAGCAGAGAUAAAGGCUCACAUUGGCACCAAGCACACAGGAGAAGACAGGAAGACCCCCAGUGAAUCAAAUAGCCCCUCUUCAUCCUCCCUCUCAGCUCUGAGUGAUUCAGCCAACAGCAAAGAUGAUUCAGACAGCUCUCAGAAAAACAAGAGUGGAAACAACGUGCUGGUGAUCUCUGUUGUGCCUGGGAGCCAGCCCUCACUGAAUAGUGAGGAAAAGCCAGAGAAAGGGUUCGAAUGCGUUUUUUGCAACUUUGUCUGCAAGACGAAGAACAUGUUUGAGCGCCACCUGCAGAUACACCUUAUCACCCGGAUGUUUGAGUGUGACGUGUGCCACAAGUUCAUGAAGACACCUGAACAGCUGCUGGAGCAUAAGAAAUGCCACACUGUCCCCACCGGUGGGCUCAACUCAGGACAGUGGUGAGUUUCAGACUCCUCUAGGUGCCCAUUCUGCAUUUAUUCCACCAACCGCCCCGCUGCCAUGGAGUGCCACCUCAAGACCCACUACAAGAUGGAGUACAAGUGCC